UUACACGUCUACUUUUAACGCAUCCGAUCCAAGCGGUGGCCCACCGUUUUCUCAUUUGUGAGAGUAAUCCGCUGCACUUCAACCCCUCCCCUUUACUCCCACUCGAUCUUCUAUAGUUUUGUUCAUGGUCGCUUGAGAGAGUUUCAGCCUCGAACAAAUCAUCAGUGUGUAUCGUCGUCGUCACCACCAAGCCUCCAUUGUCCAAAUCUAAAGAAGCCGACGUCGGUUUCAAUUAUCCAAACCCAUCUCCGCAGAAUCCCCUCUCCAAACGCGCUCUCGUUCUGUAUCUCUCCCGAUCGAUGUGUGGAUACACACAUGUAGAGAGAGAAAGAACAAUUUAUCAGUGGAGAGAGAGCGACGAAGCGGCCGCAAUUGGGAAGCCCUCUUCGUGGUUCUUGGGCCAUCUGGGUGAAAGUUUUUCCCGCGAGGAACGGUGAAAGAUCUCAUGAUUUUCCUGGUUUAAUUGUUUACGUCAAUGAGAAGCCAUCACUGUUAAGAACUGUGAUAUAUAUAUAUAUAUAUAUAUUUAUAUAUGAUGGCGAGUAACAGGCAGUUGAAGGCAAUCCGGAGAGAGGCGAUCACGCCAUGCAUGACAUGUCCCAUCUGCAAGAAGCUCCUGAGAGAAGCCACCACCAUAAACGAGUGUCUUCACACCUUUUGCAGGAAGUGCAUUUACAACAAGAUAACAAAAGAAGACUUGAAUUGCUGUCCAGAGUGCAAUGUAUAUCUUGGUUGUGCUCCAUUGGAGAAACUAAGGGCAGAUCACAGUUGGGAAGAUCUGAGGGCAGAAAUCUUUUCUAUGGUAAAAAAAAACUCUAAGGAAUCACAAGGUGGAUGUUCUAGUCCAUCGCUUGCUCCAGUAGAGUCCAAUCAUUGGGAAGAAGCGUUUUCUUUUCCAUUGCCUCACAGAAGAAAGGAGAAGUCUCUCUCUUCUUUGGUUAGCCCACCCAAAGAACCAGACCGGACUGCUAUCACAGGAAAAAGGAAAUAUACAAGAAAAGUCCCCGCUGCAAGAGGACUAACUUUAUCCAUAAAUGAGCCUACUAAGAAAGAAGAACACAACCCUGAGAACUCAUGCUCUCCUCCAACUCUGAGCAGAAUUGUGCAAAGUCGAAAGCAGAAUUUCUCUGCUGGUAAGUCCAAGCAACACAUGCCUCAUAAGGUAGCAGAGUCCCCUGUUGAACCAUUGGAAGGGAUGGCUGAUUUGUGGAAACCCCUAAAUUGCCUUGUUGAAGCUGCAGGCAUGGAAAGGCCUAGCAAGCCUACAUUGCUUGGAUCAGUUGGAAAAUCAUCGGCAUUCCAUGCCUAUGAAGGUGAACAAGCGAACAAAUCCAAAUAUAAAGAACUAGAUAACAAGUUCCAUGGCGAUGAGGUCCAACCAAAUGCUAUGCCAUCAAGUUCAGUAAAACCUAGAAAGGUUUAUGGGGAUCGGCCAAAGAAAGCCUCAACCUCUGAAGGGCCAAAUAUUGCAUCACAAGCUGUUGUGAAUGCUACGCGCACUACAUGCUGUGGAAGAGUUAAUGCAAUUUGGUUCUCCCUAAUUGCAUCUGAUGCGCAGGAAGGAGAUGCACCCUUGCCGCAGAUACCUUCCAGCUACUUGAUGGUGAAGAAUCCAUGUCUGCCUGUUUCAUUCAUCCAGAAGUAUCUCGUGCAAAAGCUCGGUCUUAUCAGUGAAGAUGAGGUGGAGGUCAUGCUGCAUGGUCAGGUGGUGCCUCCCGUCUUGUUACUGCAGCAAUUGAUGGAGCUGUGGUUGCAGACAAUGCCAAGAUCCGAAAGAAUGAGGACUACUGUUGGCAGCUCAGCUAAGGACUUUGUGAUGGUUCUGCACUAUGGUCGAAAGACUCGGCCCUCUUGAACAUGUUUCAGCCAUGCAUACUGCAUAGACCCCUCUCAACUCUAGAGAAACAGUGAAACCCCCAACCCCCCUGGUUCAGACUUUUAUUAUCCUAUACAUUUCCAUGGAAGAAAGUUGAAGUGUGUACAGGUUUGAAGUUCAGUCAUUGUAUGGAUGCAGAUGCUGUUUUCGAACAUUUGUGUUUGUUAAUGUUACCUGUGGAUUGGUCUUUGUUCCAUUUUGGUUACAUCUUGUUGCCUUUAAGCAUAAA
Messenger RNA from Diospyros lotus (date-plum), 2105 nucleotides. RefSeq names its product E3 ubiquitin protein ligase DRIP2-like. NCBI's taxonomy places the organism in Eukaryota, Viridiplantae, Streptophyta, Magnoliopsida, Ericales, Ebenaceae. Gene Ontology annotation, molecular function: ubiquitin-protein transferase activity. The record is from RefSeq and is a predicted model, not a curated record. The transcript is spliced from 7 exons. Bases 533 to 1855 code for a protein of 440 amino acids.